GACAGUCAAUAAUAGUCAACACUCAAAGUGUUGACUAUUGAUGUGUCAGUUGAUGUUAUUUUUUUUUUUAUGAAUUACUUAGUUUCAUUUCAUGAUUCUGAGAAAGAACUAGCGAAACCCUACCUCCGGUUUCCUCGGAGCGGCGAAUCCUGAAACCUUUCCUGUUCGCGGCCGAACGCCGUCAACCAUGGCUGACCUUGCGUCGGGGGCUCAUCCCCCGAGCGUCGGGCAGCAAAACCUCAGCUCCGGUACUCGGAGACCUCCACCGGUGACCUCCUCACCAAAUGCUAAAGGAGAAAAGGAAACCCAACAGCCCAAUAAGAGAGCGAAGCCCAUGUUCAACAACCCCCUCUUCGGAACAACAUCCAUGGAGGAAGAUACACUUGUCCAAGACAAAGAGCCGACGAACUCUCCGAAACAACACCCUCGUGAACCAGCCUGGUCUAGUGGCGUAGCGUAAGCUAUUUAGGAACCCAUCACCUGAUAACGAAUGGUAUGUCGCAGAAUCAGAUUCUGAGGACGUAGCCGAAGCUAUGUGUGAAGACGAUCAAGACGAUGAAGUGUCGGAAGAUGACCUGAAGUGCCCAACGAUUGCCUAUACGGCAAUGGAAAAACAACGCUGGAGGAGGGAAUGGCGCUCAGCUCUAAUUGUCAAAGUUUUGGGACGCUCGUUUCCCUUCCCGGUUAUGUCACGACGGCUUGAUACUCUCUGGGCGAAGACUGGAUUAAUUCAAAUAUCAAGCCUCUCCUAUGGUUUCUAUGCUGUACGCUUCACUAGUCAAGUGGACUGCGAGUUUGCUGAUGUGGUUGGCCCCUGGAUGAUGGGAAAUUACUAUAUUACUGUUCGUCCCUGGCAUAGAAAUUUCAAUCCAAAAAUGGCGGAAGUGUCAACGACGAUGGUCUGGGCACAACUGCCAGGGUUACCGAGAGAAUUUAUCAAUAAGGAGGUUGUAGAUCG
Molecule: messenger RNA, 958 nt
Organism: Linum trigynum
Lineage: Eukaryota; Viridiplantae; Streptophyta; Magnoliopsida; Malpighiales; Linaceae
Source: the annotation of a GenBank genome assembly